ACACACUCACACACGCAUAUGUAUAUGUAUUUAACUAUACGCAUCGAACAAAUAACAACAACAACAACAACCGCUAAGAAAUCGCAGUCGAAAGCUUGAAUGCUGCCCAAACAAAAUCCAAUUGGAGCCAACGGCAACGAGUGAGAAAUUCUUAUCAGACUAUGAAGAUGGAAGUGCUCUCGGUACAAUGUCACAUUCAGGAACAAUUCGGCGGCAUUGGUGCAACAAAAGUAAAAGACUGGACGAGUCCGCUAACGGCACCAGCAACUGCAACGGCAGCGGCAGCCGCAGAGGUGAACGUGGCUGACGUGGACAUUGUCGACGUGGACGUGGACGUGGAAGCUGAUGUUGUGGAUGGCCAUCCGGCGUCAGUGCUGCAUAUGCGUCAGCAUCAGGCGCUCAACACGCGGCCGCGCCUCUCCUCAACAGCCUCGGCCACAGCGCCGCCGACGGCCGCCAAGCCGCCCGCAUCCCCCAUGGCGGCCAGCUUUGAUAUGCUCAACGGCGGCAGCGCUGUCGCCGCAUAUAUGUCGAACGUUUUGCAGGCAGGUCCGCCGCCCACGCUGCCUGCGUCGCCGCUGCAGUCGACGUCGGCGGCACGCUUCGGCGCCAUUGACAAUCUGGACGAUGUGAAUCCGGCGGCCGUGCAGGAGCUUUCGCAGCAGCUGCAGGCCAAGCUGCGCGACGCCAAGAGCCAGCAUCUCGACUGCACCGAGGUCACGCUGCCCAACAAUCUGAUGUCGCGCAUUGCCGCCGAAAUAAUACGCAUGUCGGAGCGGGAGCCGUGCGGCGAGCGGGCCUGCACCAUAUUCAUAGAGUUCGAGAGCGAGCCGAACAACGUCAGGCGCAUUGCUUCGUUCAAGGUGGAUCCGGAGACGGUCUCCAUAUUCGAGCUUUAUCUGACGCUGAAGCAGGACAAGAGCGGCUGGACCUCCCUUCUGCCGCAGUUUCUCAAAAAUUUAACACGCAGCAAUACGAUUAUGAUCAGUCCCGAUUUUACUUUGACCAAGAACAAGCUCUACUCGCCGAGCAGAGGCAGCAUCAUAUGAGGCUAAUGGGAGGGCGUGGUACACUUGGCCGUGGGCGUGGGCGUGCAAAAGGGGCGUGGCGAUGCACUCGACUCAUUACACAAUCCCUCCGAAUAAGUAAAUGGUGAACAAGAACAUGAAGAAGAAGAACAGCAGCAGAGCCUAGCAAGAAAAACCUCACGUCUGCGUCUCCAUCGAAACCCAUCCAAAAAAAAACAACAAAAAAACAAACAAAAUAUUUAAAUAAUAUUAUUAACAAAAACAACCCAUAAAGAGGCAAACUUUGGACCACAAUUCAACACAACCCCAAACAACUCAACAAAAAAGAACAAGAACCAGAGGAGAAGGAGGAGUAGGAGCAGGAGCAGGAUUAAAAACAAACCCAACCACAAUUAUGUAUUUUGAGAAC
This is a messenger RNA of Drosophila virilis, 1437 nucleotides long. RefSeq names its product charybde (gene chrb). Gene Ontology annotation, cellular component: cytoplasm. NCBI's taxonomy places the organism in Eukaryota, Metazoa, Arthropoda, Insecta, Diptera, Drosophilidae. The record is from RefSeq and is a predicted model, not a curated record. Gene Ontology annotation, biological process: regulation of TOR signaling; apoptotic process; negative regulation of signal transduction.